This is a messenger RNA of Prorocentrum cordatum, 975 nucleotides long. The record is from the annotation of a GenBank genome assembly. NCBI's taxonomy places the organism in Eukaryota, Dinophyceae, Prorocentrales, Prorocentraceae.
AUGGACAUUGAACGCGGGCGGGCGUUCAUCGACCAUCUGGGGGCCACGCUUGACCAGAACUGGGACGAGUUCCUGGACCCGGCCAACCGUGCGCCUGCCGACUACCUCCGCGGGAAAAUGGAGCAACUUACGGUGGGCACUGCGCAGGAGAAUUACGCGACAUCGCUGGCGUGGUAUUCGUCUGCCUGCCCCUGCCCAUCGACGGCAAAGCGGCGCGCGGCGCUGGCCACGACGGUCGCAGGCCAAACCUACCACGAGACGACCCAGGCACCCAGGGCCAUGAACGGCGAUAAGGGCUUGGAGGAGCUAGGCCCACCGCGCGUGCACGUAUUCAUGGCGAUGGCGAAGGGAAUCAACCAGGAGGCGUGCGAGCAGAGGUCGAACGACGUGGCGCUGGCGUGCUGGAUGGCGCACAUCACGGACACGGGCGCGCAUGGGGCGCAGGAAGCAGUCGCGCGCUGCAAGGGCAGGCCCGCGAAGCCGAAGGAGAACAAGCCCGGCGUGUCGCCAGCCUCGGCACUCGUCACCCGUUCGUCCUUCGCCGUGCCGCCCUUGCCAGCAACGCGCCAGCCCGGCUCGUGCACGAGGAGGCGGCACCAGGUGCUCAAGUACACAGUGGAUUGCCAGCAGCCCGCCGACGACAACAUCAUCGAGACCAAGGAUCUCGAGAAGUUCCUCAACAACAGGAUCAAGGUGGACGGGAAGACGGGCAAUCUGGGGGAGAAGGUCACCGUCUCGCGGGACAAGGCGAAGAUCCACAUCACGGCCGAGGCCCCGUUCUCCAAGAGGUACCUGAAGUACCUGUCCAAGAAGUACUUGAAGAUGCAGCAGCUUCGCGACUUCUUGCGCGUCGUGGCUCCCAACAAGACCGCCUACGAGCUCCGCUACUUCAACAUCAACGAGGACAACGACGAGGAGUGAGCGGGCGAGCGUGGUGCCCGGCCUGGGGCAGCACGGGCGCGCCAGCGUGUCUGA